AUGGCUUUCAAAACUCUACUCGUAGUCCUUGCACUGGUUAUGGUAGCUUACGGACACCCCCAAGGCUACGCUGGCGGGGACGGUUUCGCUUAUGGUCCUGGCAAUAGUAACGGACAGGGCCAAGGCCAAGGUGGUUUUGGACCACAAGGAGGACAAGGUAGUUUUGGACCACAAGGAGGGCAAGGUGGUUUUGGAGGACCACAUGGAGGACAAGGUGGUUUAGGGGGAUCACAAGGAGGACAAGGUGGUUUCGGGGGGCUACAAGGAGGACAAGCAGGGUUUAAUGGACAACAAGGGGGACCCGGAGGACAACAUGGUCACAGAGGUGGAUACCAAGAGUUCGGAUAC
Molecule: messenger RNA, 348 nt
Organism: Brenthis ino (lesser marbled fritillary)
Lineage: Eukaryota; Metazoa; Arthropoda; Insecta; Lepidoptera; Nymphalidae
Source: the annotation of a GenBank genome assembly